GUGCUCCACAACAACUUGGUUUCAAUCUGAAAACAUUCUGGAAUUGAUCCAAAUUGUUGCACCUCAUCUUCAAAUAUACCAGUUCUGUUUUUAUCUGAUCCUAAGAUUUCUAUCUGUAAAAUCCUCAACUUGAUCCAAAUUCUUGCACCUCAUCCUCAAAUAUAAUUCUUCACCAAUUCUGUUAUCCACUUAUCCGACCCCAAAAUUUGAAUUCAGAACACUUAAUCUCGAAUUAAUCAUCCAAAUUGUUACACCCAUAACAUAAAUAACAACCUCGUACCAACCAAUUCUGUUUUAAUCCAAUCUUAAAUAAUGUACUACAAAGUAGCAAGUGCAUCCGAAUAUCUAGUCAUAACCGGAGUAGGAAUCGGCGACAUAAAACUAGCCAAGAAAGCAUGGGUGGUGCCCGGCCAAUCGUGCACAAAAUUCGACAUUUCUCCGGUCAAUUACACGUUCGAGGUGCAAGCCAUGAGCUCGGAAAAACUCCCAUUCAUCUUACCAGCUGUAUUCACAAUAGGGCCUAGGGCAGAUGACCAUGACUCAUUAGUUAAGUACGCAAAACUUAUCGCACCACACGACAAGCUAUCGCACCAUGUCGAGGAGCUCGUGCAGGGUGUGAUCGAGGGCGAGACUCGAGUACUUGCGGCUUCUAUGACUAUGGAGGAAGUUUUUAGUGGUGCAAAGAAGUUUAAGCAAGAAGUUUUUGAUAAAGUUCAGCUAGAACUUGAUCAAUUUGGGCUUGUUAUUUAUAAUGCUAAUAUUAAACAAUUGGUGGAUAUUCCUGGUCAUGAGUAUUUCUCUUAUUUGGGACAAAAGACUCAAAUGGAAGCUGCCAAUCAGGCAAAAAUAGAUGUAGCAGAAGCAAGAAAAAAGGGAGAAAUAGGAGCAAAGUUAAGAGAAGGAGAGACAUUACAAAAUGCAUCAAAAAUAGAUGCAGAAACAAAGAUAAUAUCAGUUCAAAGAACAGGACAAGCCAAAAAAGAAGAGAUUAAAAUUGGAGCAGAAGUUCAAAUUUAUGAGAAUGGUAGGAUUGCUGAAGUAGCUGAAGCUAAUGCUGAAUUAGCCAUGAAAAAAGCUGGCUGGACUAAAGAUGCUCAAGUUGCUCAAGUUGAAGCUGAUAAAGCUGUUAAAUUAAGAGAAGCUGAAUUGCAAAGAGAGGUUGAGAGGAUGAAUGCUAUGACUCAAACUGAGAAGUUGAAGGCUGAGUUUUUGAGUAAAGCUAGCGUGGAGUAUGAGACUAAGGUACAAGAAGCAAAUUGGGAGUUAUACCAACAACAAAAAUCAGCAGAAGCAACACUAUUUAAGAAAGAAAAAGAAGCAGCUGCACAAAAAGCACUUGCUGAAGCAUCAUUUUACACAAGACAACAAGCAGCUGAUGCUGAUCUUUAUGCCAAGAAAAAGGAGGCUGAAGGAAUAUUAGCCCUAGCUCAAGCACAAGGAACAUACAUACGUACUUUAUUAGAAGCACUUGGUGGCAAUUAUGGUGCACUUAGGGAUUAUAUGAUGAUUAAUAAUGGCAUGUUUCAAGACAUUGCUAAGACUAAUGCUGAAGCAAUCAAGGGGUUGCAACCUAAGAUUAGUGUUUGGACGAGUGGUGGUGGUGGUGGUGGUGCUGAUGGCGGUUCGGCUAUGGCUGAGGUUGCUAAUGUGUAUCGGAGUUUGCCACCUUUGUUUAAGACGGUUCAAGAGCAAACGGGGAUGGUUCCUCCUACUUGGUUGGGUACCCUUAAGGAUAAUGGCCAUUGACGUUCAUUUGAUUAGGGUGUCUAUUCUGAAUUAGUUGCAUUUUUGAUGGUGGCACAAAAACUAAGAAAAAUGAUCAUUUUCAAUGUAUUUUUGUCUUUUUUGUCUUCUUUUGAACGAUAUGUGAAAAAGUAAUAACGUGACGAGUGAAAAUAAAGUAAGCGUAAAAUUAAGAAUUAUUAAAUUGAUUUUUUCCAAAAAUGAAAAUACUACAAGUAAGUGAAACAACCAAAAAAAAUAAUAAGUACAAGUAUUAUAUGAAACUGAGGAAGUAUAAGCAUGAAAAUCUAUGUUAUUUGUUUGUUGGGUGUAUGUUAAUGUAAAAGUGUAUUGUUGAUAUAUGGUGUGCUCAUAGUAUGAAAGUUUUUUGUUCA
Amaranthus tricolor (Joseph's coat) is the source of this 2117-nucleotide messenger RNA. RefSeq names its product flotillin-like protein 4. Gene Ontology annotation, biological process: protein localization to plasma membrane. The record is from RefSeq and is a predicted model, not a curated record. Gene Ontology annotation, cellular component: plasma membrane; plasma membrane raft. NCBI's taxonomy places the organism in Eukaryota, Viridiplantae, Streptophyta, Magnoliopsida, Caryophyllales, Amaranthaceae. Bases 313 to 1746 code for a protein of 477 amino acids. The transcript has 3 exons.